AUGUCUGCCUCAGUGCUCGACCACACCAAGGCCCUUGAGGUUCUCAAGGAGUACAAGCAGAGGGAUGGUCUCGACAUCCACGAGCUUAUGGACACUACCAAGCACGGUGGUCUGACCUACAACGACUUCCUGCUCCUCCCUGGCUACAUUGGCUUCGCUGCCUCUGAGGUCAACCUUGAGGCGCCCAUCACCAAGCGCAUCACUCUCCGAACUCCCUUCGUCUCGUCUCCUAUGGACACUGUCACGGAAGACGAGAUGGCCAUCCACAUGGCUCUCCAGGGUGGUCUUGGUGUUAUUCACCACAACUGCUCCCCAGAGGCUCAGGCCGACAUGGUCCGCAAGGUCAAGCGAUACGAGAACGGUUUCAUCAACGACCCUAUCGUCAUUGACCCCAACACCACUGUUGGCGAAGCUAAAGCUCUUAAGGAGAAGUGGGGUUUCGGUGGUUUCCCUGUCACUGAGAAUGGCAAGCUUGGCUCUAAGCUUGUUGGUAUUGUUACCAACCGAGACCUCCAGUUUGAGGAGAACCUCGACCAGGCCGUUACCAAUGUCAUGGUCACCGACCUUGUUACUGCUCCUGAGACCGUUACCCUCCUCGAAGCCAACAAGAUUCUGUCCAAAUCCAAGAAGGGCAAGCUUCCCAUUGUUGACAAGGACUCCAACCUUGUUUCCAUGAUCUCUCGAUCCGAUUUGACCAAGAACCAGCAUUUCCCUAAUGCUUCCAAGCUUCCUGAUAGCAAGCAGCUCCUCUGUGCUGCUGCUAUUGGUACUCGCCCCGAGGACAAGCAGCGUCUCAAGCUGCUCGUUGAGGCUGGUCUCGAUAUUGUCAUCCUGGACAGCUCCCAGGGUAACAGUAUGUACCAGAUUGAGAUGAUCAAGUGGGUUAAGAGCGAGUUCCCCGGUGUCGAUGUCAUUGGCGGAAACGUCGUGACUCGAGAGCAGGCCGCUUCUUUGAUCGCCGCUGGUGUCGAUGGUCUCCGAAUUGGUAUGGGCAGUGGUUCCGCCUGUAUCACCCAGGAGGUCAUGGCCGUUGGCCGUCCCCAGGCUGCUGCUGUCUACAGCGUCAGCCGCUUCGCCGCUCGCUUCGGUGUUCCUUGCAUCGCCGACGGUGGUAUCCAAAACGUUGGUCACAUCGUUAAGGGCCUUGCCCUUGGCGCUUCCACCAUCAUGAUGGGUGGUCUGUUGGCUGGUACCACCGAGUCUCCCGGUACCUCUUUCGUCUCCCGUGAGGGUAAGCUCGUCAAGGCCUACCGAGGCAUGGGCAGCAUCGACGCUAUGCAGGACAAGAAGGCCGGUAAGGGCGGCAAGGACAGCCAAGCCAGCAACGCUGGAACUGCCCGCUACUUCUCUGAGGGUGAUAGCGUUCUGGUUGCUCAGGGUGUCUCGGGUGCUGUUGCUCACCGAGGUUCGAUCCAGAAGUUCGUUCCCUACCUCGCUGCCGGUCUCAAGCACUCUCUUCAGGACAGUGGUAUGACCAGCCUGUCUGGUAUGCACGGCUGCGCUGAGGCUGGUGAGCUCCGCUUCGAGCUCCGCACAGCCAGUGCUCAGUUGGAGGGCAACGUGAACAUGGAGUCUUAUGAGAAGAAGCUUUACGCGUAA
This is a messenger RNA of Fusarium coffeatum, 1599 nucleotides long. RefSeq lists its product as uncharacterized. Gene Ontology annotation, molecular function: IMP dehydrogenase activity. The coding region runs from base 1 to 1599 and encodes 532 amino acids. Lineage: Eukaryota; Fungi; Ascomycota; Sordariomycetes; Hypocreales; Nectriaceae. The transcript has 3 exons. The record is from RefSeq and is a predicted model, not a curated record. Gene Ontology annotation, biological process: GTP biosynthetic process. Gene Ontology annotation, cellular component: cytoplasm.